Molecule: messenger RNA, 742 nt
Organism: Camelina sativa (false flax)
Lineage: Eukaryota; Viridiplantae; Streptophyta; Magnoliopsida; Brassicales; Brassicaceae
Product: rapid alkalinization factor 23
Biological process (GO): calcium-mediated signaling
Cellular component (GO): plasmodesma
Source: RefSeq, a predicted model, not a curated record
UUCUUCUCUUUUAAAACCUUUUAUCUCUCUCUCUCUCUUUCUUCAAAGUUCGUCGUGCACAGAGAGAUAAUAAAGAUACAAAAUUAAAAAAAAAAAAAUGAGAGGACUCUCAAUAACCACGGUGGCGAUUCUCGCGAUUCUAGUCAUUCUCACCGUUCAGUACUGGUCCGUCGCGGUGUCUUCUCAGUCCGUCGAAUUCGUCUCUCCGAUCGAGACAGAGUGCCGUGGUACUAUAGCAGAGUGCUCUGUUUCCGCCGCCCUCGGAGACGAAGGAGAUCUAUUCUACGGCGGAGCGGAGUUCGAGAUGGAUUCGGAGAUCAACCGGCGUAUGUUAGCGGCGAGGAGGUACAUAAGCUACGGUGCGCUUAGGAGAAACACUGUUCCCUGCUCACGACGCGGCGCGUCUUACUACAAUUGCAGACGUGGAGCUCAGGCCAACCCUUACUCUCGCGGCUGCAGCGCCAUCACUCGCUGCCGGCGCUGAAUCUUUGUAACUCUCUUUAAAUCUUUCUUUCUUUUUAAAAAAAUUAUUUUUUCUAUUUUUCUGAUAUAUAAUUUUCAGAAAUUUCUUCUCUUUUUUUUUGCCGGUUUAAUAUUAUCUAAGUUCAUUACGCAUUAGAUUUCGUUACAGAUAUAUUGUAAAUGUUUAUGAGAAUUUAUCUCUGUUAUUGAUGUAAGUUUGUUACAUAAACCACAAAAACAAAAAACAAAAAUUAUGGAAUAAAUACAUUAUUAAUUUAUA